Messenger RNA from Rhineura floridana, 4162 nucleotides. Its product is annotated as E3 ubiquitin-protein ligase TRIM41-like. Gene Ontology annotation, molecular function: protein binding; zinc ion binding. The coding region runs from base 766 to 2736 and encodes 656 amino acids. The record is from RefSeq and is a predicted model, not a curated record. NCBI's taxonomy places the organism in Eukaryota, Metazoa, Chordata, Lepidosauria, Squamata, Rhineuridae. The transcript is spliced from 6 exons.
AAUCGGCCCUUCAUGUUAGUGUUACACGGUAUAGCGGCGCUUGCGGUGGUGACGUCACUGAAGUUGAGCCUCUCUGACCGAAAUCCUAGCCGGUCUUUGGAGCUCUUAUUUAAAAUAAGCGCCGCCAGCCACCCACUUACAGAGAUUUUGGCUGUUGGUAAACGGGUCCCCACAUGCUAAGCCUGGCGUGCUUUGUAGUCCCUUAGCCACUAGUUCCCGUAUCAUAGAAAUGAGUUGUAGGGAGCUAGAACGGCGCCGAGAAUUCACACUUCACUUCCGAUGUUAACCACUAUAGAGUUGCGGAUGCGGGUGAUGGUAGAGCGUCGCGUGGUCAGUUUGGUGGUGGGAGUUAAGCGUACGUUCAGUCUGUAUUCGAGGCUGUUAUUGUUUCAGAGGGGGAGGUCAAGGAAGGGAGAGGGAGUUCCUCAGAGGGGGCUCGGAGGACUGACUGGCACUUGGGGCCAGGUGAGAAGGAAGGGAGGGAGGAGAAAAGCAGCUGCAGGGAAGUGAAGGUGAAAAGGUUUGCUGGCAAACGGGAAGGAGGGAGCGGCUCCCUCCCUCCCUUUGAGUGUCUUUGGGCAGGCUGAGGUCCUGUGAGGGGAAGAGAGGAGGAGGAGUGGGAUCUUGGGACACCGACAGUAGCGCAGACAGAUGCUGCCUGUUAGGGGAAGAGGGUGCGCCCUUCAGGUGGGGACUUCUAGGAAGUGAGGUGUACGGGGUUGCCAGGGAGGGUGUGGGGUGGUAGUGGGAGGAGCUUGGGAUCUCAUGGCGGCGGCGGCGGCGGCGGCGGCAGUACCUGCGAGUAGUGGCUACGGGGGCCCCCUGAACCCUGUGGCAACCUUGCACGCGGAGGCCGUCUGUGCUAUCUGCCUAGACUACUUCAUUGACCCGGUGUCCAUCGGAUGUGGCCACAAUUUCUGCCGUGUCUGCAUCACUCAGUUGUGGGGUUCAGGUGAGGGUCAAGGUGAGGAAGGAGAUGAUGUAGAAGCAUCUGGCUCAGAUGGAGGAUAUGGGCCUGGUUCUGAUGGAGGCAUUGAUGAUGGAGGGAUAGAUGACCUGGGACCUGAGGAAGAUGCUGAUGACGAUGAAGAUGAUAUAGAGGAUGAUGAGUACUUGGAUGAUAGGGAUAUGGAAGAGGAGGAGGAAGAGGAUGUAUCCAGGGAUGAAUAUGAUGAUGAAGAUGAGGAUGUGUGGGAUGAAGAAGAUGAUAGAUACUGGGACCAAGACCCUGGGUCAGUUGAUAUGUGGAAUGAUGCUAUGUGGAGUGAUUUAUUUGAUAAUUAUGAGGAGGAGGAGGACGUUAUGGAUGAGGAAGAGGAGCCAGAGGAAGAGGAAGAGUAUACUGUGCCAGCAACUCCCCCAACUCCCCCACGCCAGCCUUUCACUUGCCCCCAGUGCCGCAAAACGUUUCCCCACCGCAACUUCCGCCCCAAUCUUCAGCUGGCCAAUAUGGUGCAGAUCAUCCGCCAGAUGCAUCCACAACCGUUCAAGCCUGUGACAGCAUCCGCUGAGACAGUGGAGUUGGCAGCAGUAGCAGGGGAUUCUUCUGGAGCACCAUCUGUUUUAGCAGUAGGACAAGCACUGAGUGUUGAGCGAACCCUGUGUGAGAAACACCAAGAGCCCCUCAAGCUUUUCUGUGAAUCAGAUGAGGAGCCCAUCUGUGUGGUGUGUAGAGAAUCACAGGCCCAUAAACACCACACCGUCAUGCCACUGGAAGAAGUUGUGCAAGAAUAUAAGGCCAAACUUCAAGGACAUUUGGAUCCACUGAAGAAGAAACUGGAGACUGUUCUGAAGCAGAAGUUCAGUGAAGAAGAGAAAAUAACAGAUCUUAAGAACAAGAUGAAUCUUGAUAUGAAAGAGUUUGAGACAGACUUUGAGCGGCUGCACCAGUUUCUGAUUGGGGAGCAAGCAAUGCUGUUGCAUCAGCUGGAGGACCGGUAUGAGGUGUUGCUUGCCAGCCAGAGUAGCAACAUCACCCACCUUGAGGAGCAAGGUGCGGCACUCAGCCGUCUCAUUGCAGAAGCUGAAGACAAGAGCAAGCAGGAUGGCUUGCAGAUGCUCAAGGACUUCAAAGGCACUUUAGUCAGGUGUGAGAAUAUUAAGUUCCAGGAUCCAGAUAAUUUGCCAGUCGACACAGGAAAGAAAUAUCGGAACUACUUCCUUAUAGACGUCUUGAUGAGGAAGAUGGAGAAGGUCUUCUGCAAAGUCCCUCAAGCUGAUUUGACUCUGGAUCCAGAGACAGCCCAUCCACGGCUCACCAUUUCAUCGGACUGCCGCAGCGUCCGACUUGGAGAGCGCUGGCAGGACCUGCCUGAUAACCCCAAACGCUUUGACUCUGACUACUGUGUGUUGGCCUUGCAGGGUUUCACCUACGGCCGCCACUACUGGGAAGUGGAGGUGGGUGGCCGGCGGGGGUGGGCUGUGGGGGCAGCCCGCGAAUCAGCCCGACGCAAAGAGAAGUCCAGUGCGGGUUCCCACCAGAAGCGGGAGAUCUGGUGCGUGGGGACCAAUGGCAAGAAGUACCAGGCACUGACGACCACUGAGCAGACGUCCCUUUCUCCAGCUGAGAAGCUCCGGCGCUUCUGUGUAUACCUGGACUAUGAAAGGGGCCAGCUGGGCUUCUAUAAUGCUGAAAGCAUGGCUCAUAUCCACACCUUCAAUGCCUCAUUCCGUGAGCGCGUUUUCCCCUUCUUCCGCAUUCUUUCUAAGAGGACCAGCAUCAAAAUCUGCAAUUGAAAGGAUUGCUGCUGUUGCAGUUGCACGUAGCUGGAGUUCCUCCCCUCCCUCUGAGGUUUCACCUCACAAUAAAUCCUCCUGCCACAGUGGAUAGUCCCAGACAGAUUCCUGAUCUGUAUCUCUCUUGGACCUUAGAGGAUUCUUUAUCUUGCUCUCUUUGUGGAUUCAGUCUGACAGGGAUUUCCCCUCCCCCUUCUACUAUAUAUCAGUUAUUGCACAGAUACCUUUCUUUGGUGCUCGACUAAAUCAUUUUCCUUUCUCUUGUGGCUCUCACAUCCACAUCUCUCUCUGUCUCUCUCUCUCUCCACCUUUGGGGUUCUGUUGUGAGCUGUCUACACCACUGGCUAGCUCUUUCCUUUGAUCUUUCUCAGAAGGGACAUAAGUUGAGGCUUAUUCAGCAUGCGAUUCUCUGAUUGUAUGCUUGGCGGAAUUUGCCAUGGCACAGUGGUUUGGACUGAGUGGUCCAAGGCUAGUCUUUGACAUUCCAAAGCCACUUGAGCCAUCUUAAGCCAGGCACUCAAGUCUUAUGGAUUGUCUUAACUACCCCCUCCCGGUUUUUAGCACCCAGACAAGACAACUAGUCCCAACAUGUUCACAGAGCUGGAUCCAGUCCAUGCUGUGAAACAGUUUUUUUUUUAUGCCUUCUUGUCCCAAGACAUUAAUGACCUUCUGAAACGAUGAUGGUAUCUACAUCUAAAUACAACCCUACAGAAAUGUCAUAUCUGGUUUCGAAGUCCAAUUGGGUUCAUUCUUCAACCGCCCCAGUGUCUUGUCUCCUGAUGGUCUCCUAUUCUGCUUUUCUCUUACUGUUCACUAACAUCAGAUUUUUUUAAACAAACAAACAUAGGACUUCCAGUUUUGUCCCCCUGCUUAGGUGUGGUUUUGAUGUCAUGCCCCCGUUGUUUUUACCCCUUUCCUUGAUGUCAUUCCCACCUCUUCUCCCUGGAGGGGAGGUAUUCAUCCAUUCUACUAGAGAGAGAAAGAUACACACAUACAUACAUACACACAGACCAUUUGGGGGAGAAACGACAGAUCCAAAUUCUGUUGCCCCCUGUGGUGUCAUUGGAGUGCUGUGGCCAUUGGGAUGAAUGUAACCCCACCAGAAGCUUUGGUGAUGGAACUUUAUUGCGACUGCCUCUCCCACUUCUCUUCCCCUUCUUCCCCCCCCCCCCAUUUAGAUAAUUUAUUUUUAAUUGCUUCCCUCAUCACUCCACAUACUUGCAGUGUGGAAUUCCUUUUUUCCCAUGUUGCAAAUCACUGGAGGCUUUAGCUGUGCCAGCUCUUAUGUGUGUGUACUUGUUUAAUUCCUUUUGCCAUGACAGAGCUCCUUUUGAACUAUUUUUUGCUAUUAAAAAAACAGACUUAAAAUGGAGAUCUAGUUUUUUGGAAAAAGUUGAGAAAAUAAAUAAAACGAUUCUACAACUGA